Cannabis sativa is the source of this 1996-nucleotide messenger RNA. RefSeq names its product probable glycosyltransferase At5g11130. The record is from RefSeq and is a predicted model, not a curated record. The coding region runs from base 382 to 1806 and encodes 474 amino acids. The transcript is spliced from 4 exons. Gene Ontology annotation, molecular function: glycosyltransferase activity. Lineage: Eukaryota; Viridiplantae; Streptophyta; Magnoliopsida; Rosales; Cannabaceae.
UUGCAUUGCUUACGUGUCCAAUAGAAUAACGGACCACGGGAAUAAAGCCUGGGAAGGAUGUACAGGGGAUUCCAUUCCAAUAGGAAGCUAUAGCAUAUGAGAGUGAGUCACUAUGAGUAGUAGUACUCGGAAACAAAAUGUUCUACAUUUAUGGAAGCGCUAUAGUACUGUGAUGACUCUUUCUAAGGGAUAUACUACCUUAUAUAUAUCAAAUCAAACAGAAAUACUAAUAAUUUCAUCACAUUAUUCCUAUAUAUCCACUCCUCUCUUCGAUCGCUCUCAUCUCACCAUAUAUAUAAACCCUACUCAACCUACCAAAACGAAAAGACCGAAAGAAAAUUUUAGAAAGACUUUGUUGUUAAUUAUUUGGAGUGAGUGGCCAUGGGUGAAUUCAAAUGCACCAGCUUGAUUUUACUCUACCCUACUAUUUUACUUAUCAUCCUCUUCUCUGCCAUAAAUCACAAUUAUUCCAAUUCGAUCUUGGAUUUUCCAUAUGUUAUACAGUACGAUCGGCCGCCGAAGUCCGGUACUGGAACCGCCGACAUUACAUUCGAUCUUUUUCCAGAUGUGAGCACCAGUAACAUCACUGUUACUGAUGAGUUAGCAAGGAAAAGUAGUAGUGAUCAUACAUUUGGGAAAAUGGAAGAGGGUUUGGCAAGAGCUAGAGCUGCAAUAAGAAAAGCGUCCCGAACAAGAACCUAUACAUCGUACAAGGAAGAGAGUUUUGUUCCAAGAGGAUCCGUUUACCUUAAUCCUUACGCCUUCCAUCAGAGCUACAUUGAAAUGGAAAAGAGAUUCCGAGUGUGGUCAUACAAGGAAGGAGAUCAGCCACUCUUUCACACGGGGCCAAUGAAUUUGAUAUACUCGAGUGAAGGGAUUGUCAUCAAUGAAUUGGAGGGCGGCCCAAAAAGCCCAUUUUUAGCUCAGAAUCCAGAUGAGGCCCUUGCAUUUUUCAUCCCUAUUAGUGUCGUUUUCGUUGUAGAAUAUGUGUACAAACCAUAUAAGGACUAUUCACGAAUAAGGCUUCAAAACAUUUUUGAGGAAUACAUCAACACAAUCUCCCACAAAUACCCUUACUGGAAUAGAAGCAAGGGAGCUGACCACUUCAUGGUUGGUUGUCAUGAUUGGGCACCAGAUGUUUCCAAAGGAUACAGGGCUGAUCUUUUCAAGAAUUUCAUUAGAGUACUUUGCAAUGCCAAUUCUUCAGAGGGUUUUGAACCAAUCCGAGAUGUCUGCUUACCCCAAACGAGCCUUCUCAAAGGCGUAGCGGGUUUACCUGACCCUGGUUUUAUUCGACCUCCAAAUAACCGUUCCAUACUAGCAUUCUUCGCCGGGGGUGUUGAUCAUGGUUUUGUGAGAAAAGAACUUUACAAACAGUGGAAAGGAAAACACGAUGAGGAGAUUCAAGUCUACAAUUACCUCACCAACACAGAAAACUACAAUGAACUAAUGGGUAAAAGCAAGUAUUGCUUGUGCCCAAGUGGGUAUGAAGUUGCUAGUCCUAGAGUAGUGGAGUCCAUAUACUCAGGGUGUGUGCCAGUGUUAAUAUCUCCGGGCUAUGUUCUACCAUUCAGUGAUGUUCUUGAUUGGAGUAAGUUCUCAGUUAAUGUACCGUUUGAAAACCUUUCUGAGAUAAAGACGAUUCUGAAAGGGAUUCCUAAGGAUGAGUAUUUGGCUAUGCAACGAAGAGUUAUGCAAGUACAACCACAUUUUGUUUACAAUCGUCCAGCUAAGCCAUUUGAUUUUAUGCAUAUGGUUAUGCACUCUGUUUGGCUUAGGAGACUUAACGUUAGGUUCCAAGCUUGACUUUUUUUUUUUUUGAGCUACAUAAAUUUAGUGAUAAUUCUUAAUACUUCAUCAUGUAUCAUUCUAAUGAAAAACUAUACAUACUUGAUACUAGCCCAUUUUGUUAUUGAUAUGAUGUAUAUAUAGUACACCAUUAAUGUUGUUUGACAGAAGGCGACGAAUGAAUGGAUAUGAAAAGUAGUUUGUUAUA